Molecule: messenger RNA, 1008 nt
Organism: Lagenorhynchus albirostris (white-beaked dolphin)
Lineage: Eukaryota; Metazoa; Chordata; Mammalia; Artiodactyla; Delphinidae
Gene: GPR119
Product: G protein-coupled receptor 119
Exons: 1
Coding region: 1-1008 (335 amino acids)
Biological process (GO): adenylate cyclase-activating G protein-coupled receptor signaling pathway; regulation of metabolic process
Cellular component (GO): membrane
Molecular function (GO): G protein-coupled receptor activity; phosphatidylcholine binding
Source: RefSeq, a predicted model, not a curated record
AUGGAGUCAUCUUUCUCAUUUGGAGUGAUCCUUGCUAUCCUGGCCUCCCUCAUUAUUGCUGCUAAUGCCCUAGUGGUCAUGGCUGUGCUGUCGUUGAUCCACAAGAAUGAUGGUGUCGGUCUCAGCUUCACCUUGAAUCUGGCUGUGGCUGACACCUCGCUUGGCCUGGCCAUCUCUGGCCUAGUCACAGACCAGCUCUCCAGCGCGGCUCGGCCCACACAGAAGACCCUGUGCAGCCUUCAGAUGGCAUUUGUCACUUCUUCUGCAGCUGCCUCUGUCCUCACGGUCAUGCUGAUUGCCUUUGACAGGUACCUUGCCAUCAAGCAGCCCCUCCGCUAUUUCCAGAUCAUGAACGGGCUCAUGGCCGGGGCCUGCAUUGCCGGGCUGUGGUUGGUGUCUUACCUCAUUGGCUUCCUCCCACUCGGGGUCCGCGUAUUCCAGCAGACCGCCUACAAGGGGCCCUGCAGCUUCUUCGCUGUGUUUCACCCGCGCUUCGUGCUGACCCUCUCCUGCGUUGGCUUCUUCCCAGCCCUGCUCCUCUUUGUCUUCUUCUACUGUGACAUACUCAAGAUUGCUUCCAUGCACAGCCAGCAGAUCCGCAAGACAGAGCAUGCAGGAGCCCCAGCCGGGGCUCACCGGCCCCCACGGACCCCCAGUGACUUCAAGGCUGUCCGCACUGUGGCCGUUCUCAUUGGCAGCUUCACUCUGUCCUGGACCCCGUUCCUUAUCACUAGCAUUGUGCAGGUGGCCUGCCAGGAGUGCCACCUCUACCCAGUGCUGGAACGGUACCUGUGGCUGCUUGGUGUGGGCAACUCCCUGCUCAACCCACUCAUCUAUGCCUAUUGGCAGAAGGAGAUACGGCAACAGUUCUCCCAGAUGGCCCUGGGAAUGAAGAAGGGGCUCGCCGCAUUCCUCCUCCUUCUCUCAGCCAGGGAUGGUGGCCCACAGGGGCCCAGGGAAAGUGCCCGUCACAUCACCACCAUCUCCCACUCAGAGCUUGAUGGCUAA